AAGCAAGAUGUCAGUCAGUGUGCACGAGAACCGCAAGUCCAGGGCCAGCACUGGCUCCAUUAACAUCUACCUGUUCCACAAGUCCUCCUAUGCCGACAGCGUCCUCACGCACCUGAACCUGCUGCGCCAGCAGCGCCUCUUCACCGAUGUCCUCCUCCACGCCGGGAACCGCACCUUCCCUUGCCACCGGGCCGUGCUGGCUGCCUGCAGCCGCUACUUUGAAGCCAUGUUCAGCGGCGGCCUGAAAGAGAGCCAGGACAGCGAGGUCAACUUUGACAACUCCAUCCACCCGGAAGUCUUGGAGCUGCUGCUGGACUAUGCAUACUCCUCCCGGGUCAUCAUCAAUGAAGAAAACGCAGAGUCGCUCCUGGAAGCAGGCGACAUGCUGGAGUUUCAAGACAUCCGGGACGCGUGCGCAGAGUUCCUGGAGAAGAAUCUGCAUCCCACCAACUGCCUGGGCAUGCUGCUGCUGUCUGACGCGCACCAGUGCACCAAGCUGUAUGAACUCUCCUGGAGAAUGUGUCUCAGCAACUUCCAGACCAUCCGGAAGAAUGAAGAUUUCCUCCAGCUGCCCCAGGACAUGGUGGUGCAGCUUUUGUCCAGUGAAGAGCUGGAAACAGAAGAUGAAAGACUUGUGUACGAGUCUGCAAUUAACUGGAUCAGCUACGACUUGAAGAAACGCUACUGCUACCUGCCUGAGCUGUUGCAGACCGUGCGGCUGGCGCUCCUGCCUGCCAUCUAUCUCAUGGAGAAUGUGGCCAUGGAGGAGCUCAUCACCAAGCAGAGAAAGAGCAAGGAGAUCGUGGAAGAAGCCAUCAGGUGCAAAUUGAAAAUCCUGCAGAAUGAUGGGGUGGUAACCAGCCUGUGCGCCCGGCCUCGCAAAACUGGCCAUGCACUCUUCCUGCUGGGUGGACAGACUUUCAUGUGUGACAAACUGUACCUGGUCGACCAGAAGGCCAAGGAAAUCAUCCCCAAGGCUGACAUCCCCAGCCCGAGGAAGGAGUUUAGUGCAUGUGCGAUUGGCUGCAAAGUGUACAUCACAGGGGGGCGGGGGUCUGAAAAUGGAGUCUCGAAAGAUGUCUGGGUGUAUGAUACCCUGCAUGAGGAGUGGUCCAAAGCUGCCCCUAUGCUGGUGGCCAGGUUUGGCCAUGGCUCUGCCGAGCUUAAGCACUGCCUUUAUGUGGUUGGGGGCCACACGGCUGCAACCGGCUGCCUCCCAGCCUCCCCCUCAGUCUCCCUAAAGCAAGUAGAACAGUAUGACCCCACAACCAACAAAUGGACCAUGGUGGCCCCACUCCGAGAAGGCGUUAGCAACGCGGCGGUGGUGAGUGCCAAACUCAAGCUGUUCGCUUUCGGAGGUACCAGUGUCAGUCAUGACAAACUCCCCAAGGUCCAGUGUUACGAUCAGUGUGAGAACAGGUGGACGGUGCCAGCCACCUGCCCUCAGCCCUGGCGCUACACGGCGGCAGCUGUGCUGGGGAACCAGAUCUUCAUCAUGGGGGGAGAUACGGAGUUCUCCGCCUGCUCUGCCUAUAAAUUCAACAGUGAGACUUACCAGUGGACCAAGGUGGGAGACGUGACCGCCAAGCGCAUGAGCUGCCACGCUGUGGCCUCCGGAAACAAACUCUACGUGGUCGGAGGGUACUUCGGCAUCCAGCGAUGCAAGACUCUGGACUGCUACGACCCCACGUUAGACGUGUGGAACAGCAUAACCACCGUGCCGUACUCGUUGAUUCCUACGGCUUUCGUCAGCACCUGGAAACAUUUGCCGUCUUAAGCACAGGGCAUCAUAAGUGG
This is a messenger RNA of Elephantulus edwardii (Cape elephant shrew), 1797 nucleotides long. RefSeq names its product ectoderm-neural cortex protein 1-like. The transcript has a single exon. Gene Ontology annotation, molecular function: protein binding. Lineage: Eukaryota; Metazoa; Chordata; Mammalia; Macroscelidea; Macroscelididae. The coding region runs from base 8 to 1777 and encodes 589 amino acids. The record is from RefSeq and is a predicted model, not a curated record.